CUUUAUUCUGUCUCUGUCCUCCACUCCCAUCCCUACUUCUGCCAUUGCCCUUUCUCUCUCUACAUCUCUCUCUCCUCCCAUAAACCAAAAUCUCUCUCUCUCUCCAAUACAUACACAUACAUAUAUAUCUAUACCCAUCUUCUUCUCCAUUGCAAAAGAUUCAAGAUUCAAGAUUCAAUUUUUGCAAGAAAGUUCAAGAACUAAGCAAUGGUUGAAAAGCUUUGGAUUUUAAAGCCAUCAAGCCCUACAGUUCAGUGGUGGUUCAAGAUUCUGAUUCUUGCUGUAUUUCUUGGAGUUUUGAUCGUUUGGGGAAUCGACGGUCUCGAUUUCGCCACGUUUCAUCAAGAUUUCGUCGUCAAAAACCUCACUUCCAAUCCUCAAUUCCAAAACCCUAAUUUCAGCCCCAAAAUCGAAAACCCUAAUUCCCAUAAUCAUCCCACACACCAGAGCUUCAAUUUGCCCCAAAUCAAAAACCCUAACCCUAACCCUAAUUCGAAUUACCGAUCCAAGAAAACCCCCAAUUUUGUCAUCCACGAUCAAUCUCCGUCGGAAUUUGGGGCAAAUUAUUCCUCGAAUCUUCUCGCAAACUGGCUGGCCCCUGGCGGUGAGCCCUGUAAAGAUUCGAGAACUUCCGACAUUCGAAUACCUCGAAUUGAUGGCAAUGACGGGACGACGACGAUGAAUUUGACCGCCGGCGAAGUCCAUGAGUUCGUUUUUCAGGCGUUGGAUGAUUCCGGCGAGCCGCAUUGCCUCGGCGGUGACUAUUUCGAGCUCGAUUUGUCGGGGCCGCAGUGGAAGUCCCGGCCGCCGGUGAAGGACUCCGGCGACGGGAACUAUACAUUCUCAUUGCAAGUCCACCCCGAAUUCGCCGCCGGCUACUAUAAUUUGACCAUCGUUUUAUUAUUCCGGCAUUACGAGGGGCUUAAAUUUUCGCCCCCUCGAUUCGUCGUCGAUAAAGUUCUUCGUGCCGUACGUAUCGCAUUCGUCGUAAACGGCGGCACGCCGCCGCCGCCGGAAAUUCGGCGGUGCGCAAAGUCAGAUUUCGACCGCGACGUUUGGUCGGGGCGGUGGACGCGGCACGCGAUUAACGAAUCGUGCGUCGUCGGAAACGACGGGCGGUACCGAUGCCUUGAGCCGAGCCUCCCGUGCGCCCCGCCGUGGUGCGACGGCCCGUUGGGCGCGCUCGAGAGCAACGGUUGGGUCUACUCGGCGCAUUGCGCAUUUAAUUUGUUUACGGUCGACGACGCGUGGAAAUGUUUGCGCGGCCGAUGGAUUUUUUGGUGGGGUGACUCGAACCAUUGCGACACGAUUCGUAACCUGCUUCAGUUUGUGUUGGGCGUGCACGUUUACGACACAAUUCCACGAAUAUUCGACGCGAACAUAACAAACCCAAACGACCCAUCGCAAACAAUACGUUUCACGAGCAUUUUCAACGGGCAUUUUAACCACACGCAAAACUACCAAGGGCUAAACUCGUUGGUCGACGCUGAUUACCGCGAGACGUUGAGACGGUACUUUGCCGGCGACGUCGUUCCCGACGCGGUGAUCAUGAACUCGGGCUUGCACGACGGCGUGUAUUGGAAAAACGUCCGGAAAUUCAUCCGGGGGGCGGAUUUCGUGGCGAGGUUUUGGGCCGAGGUCGUGGACGGGGUCAGGGCGAGGGGGCUUAAGCCCCCCGAGGUCGUGUACCGGACAACGGUGGCGACGGGGGGUUACGCCCGGCAUUUGGCGUUCAAUCCGCAAAAGAUGGAGACGUUCAACGGUGUCGUGUUGGAGAAGCUCCGGCAGCGCGGGAUUCUCGACCGGGUCAUCGACGGCUUCGACAUGACAUUCCCGUGGCACUUCGACAACCGGUGCAACGAUGGCGUGCACUACGGCCGGGUGCCGCUUAAGGCCAAGUGGCGAGAUGGACAAAUCGGGCACCAAUAUUUUGUCGACGUAAUGCUCGGCCACGUGUUGAUCAACGCCGUGUGCGCUCGGUAACACUGAGCGAAACGAGCAGAACUGAGCCGAGCUUUUUUAACACGGAUUGUGUAGUAUUAUGAUUAGUUGAUUUUUUUAAAAAGAAGAAAAAUUUUAGUUAUUAGACAUUUGUGGUACUCUUC
Messenger RNA from Andrographis paniculata, 2105 nucleotides. RefSeq lists its product as uncharacterized. The transcript is spliced from 2 exons. Bases 208 to 1983 code for a protein of 591 amino acids. NCBI's taxonomy places the organism in Eukaryota, Viridiplantae, Streptophyta, Magnoliopsida, Lamiales, Acanthaceae. The record is from RefSeq and is a predicted model, not a curated record.